Homo sapiens (human) is the source of this 10829-nucleotide messenger RNA. It is a transcript of the gene SLC35F5, whose product is annotated as solute carrier family 35 member F5. NCBI's taxonomy places the organism in Eukaryota, Metazoa, Chordata, Mammalia, Primates, Hominidae. Gene Ontology annotation, cellular component: membrane. The coding region runs from base 767 to 2320 and encodes 517 amino acids. The transcript has 16 exons. The record is from RefSeq and is marked validated.
AGAUCUCCGGGCCUCCGCGGCCAUAGCUGACUGUGCCGUCCCUUCCCCUCACCCGCUCCACGCCCUCCUGGGCCGAGUGGAGUUGGGUGGUGUCGGGAGCCUCUCCCUGAGGGGCACCGCGUCUUCAGGAGCUGGGCCUCCAGUGCGGCGCGAUGUCAGGCGCGGUGACAGCUCUGUGAGUCCGAGGCCGCGGCCGUGGCGCUGGGCGGCUGCGGGGCCUGACCGGUCCGCUCAUGGUGCCGCCACGACGCCAUCGCGGGGCAGGAAGGCCAGGUAGGCAGGCAGGGAAGGGCCCCGACAUCACCGGAGCCCAAACCGGGACGGAGUGCCCACCAGCAGCACCACCUCCUGCCCUCGGUGGCAGCAGGAGCGCCUUGACCGAAACCGUGAAGGUCUCUAGGGGCGGAGGGAGCGGGAGCUGACAGGGGCGCCGGAGCCCUGCGCCCACCGCUGGCAAUUGAGGAAGCCGUGCGUGCGCCCUCGCCUCGGCUCCCCGGGGAGGCGUCGCUGCCUUAACUGUCUUCCCCGCUCCAAAACAGAAGGAUGAUUUCUUUUCCCAGCUGUUUCUUUUAAAAUGACUGGAUGUUUUGAUAGAGGUGGGUGGAGGAGCAUGGAGAAUCCUUUUCUUUUACCACUUGAAGAGAUUGGAAAGGUGCCUUCAAGACCCACAGCAAAUCACUUACUCUCCGAUAACCAAAUUCCACUCCAGCAGAUCAGGGACAGAAAAGACACUUUUAGAAACAGUGUCUAGACGCUGUCCCCAGGGAUGGAUUCCUCUGGAUGGAGAGGGGUGCUGAGUUCUUCACCUCCUUUUAGACUGAGAUCUGCCAAGUUUUCCGGCAUUGCUCUUGAGGAUCUCAGAAGGGCUCUUAAGACAAGACUGCAAAUGGUGUGUGUAUUUGUCAUGAACCGAAUGAAUUCCCAGAACAGUGGUUUCACUCAGCGCAGGCGAAUGGCUCUUGGGAUUGUUAUUCUUCUGCUUGUUGAUGUGAUAUGGGUUGCUUCCUCUGAACUUACUUCGUAUGUUUUUACCCAGUACAACAAACCAUUCUUCAGCACCUUUGCAAAAACAUCUAUGUUUGUUUUGUACCUUUUGGGCUUUAUUAUUUGGAAGCCAUGGAGACAACAGUGUACAAGAGGACUUCGCGGAAAGCAUGCUGCUUUUUUUGCAGAUGCUGAAGGUUACUUUGCUGCUUGCACAACAGAUACAACUAUGAAUAGUUCUUUGAGUGAACCUCUGUAUGUGCCUGUGAAAUUCCAUGAUCUUCCAAGUGAAAAACCUGAGAGCACAAACAUUGAUACUGAAAAAACCCCCAAAAAGUCUCGUGUGAGGUUCAGUAAUAUCAUGGAGAUUCGACAGCUUCCGUCAAGUCAUGCAUUGGAAGCAAAGUUGUCUCGCAUGUCAUAUCCUGUGAAAGAACAAGAAUCCAUACUGAAAACUGUGGGGAAACUUACUGCAACUCAAGUAGCGAAAAUUAGCUUUUUUUUUUGCUUUGUGUGGUUUUUGGCAAAUUUGUCAUAUCAAGAAGCACUUUCAGACACACAAGUUGCUAUAGUUAAUAUUUUAUCUUCAACUUCCGGACUUUUUACCUUAAUCCUUGCUGCAGUAUUUCCAAGUAACAGUGGAGAUAGAUUUACCCUUUCUAAACUAUUAGCUGUAAUUUUAAGCAUUGGAGGCGUUGUACUGGUAAACCUGGCAGGGUCUGAAAAACCUGCUGGAAGAGACACAGUAGGUUCCAUUUGGUCUCUUGCUGGAGCCAUGCUCUAUGCUGUCUAUAUUGUUAUGAUUAAGAGAAAAGUAGAUAGAGAAGACAAGUUGGAUAUUCCAAUGUUCUUUGGUUUUGUAGGUUUGUUUAAUCUGCUGCUCUUAUGGCCAGGUUUCUUUUUACUUCAUUAUACUGGAUUUGAGGACUUCGAGUUUCCCAAUAAAGUAGUAUUAAUGUGCAUUAUCAUUAAUGGCCUUAUUGGAACAGUACUCUCAGAGUUCCUGUGGUUGUGGGGCUGCUUUCUUACCUCAUCAUUGAUAGGCACACUUGCACUAAGCCUUACAAUACCUCUGUCCAUAAUAGCUGACAUGUGUAUGCAAAAGGUGCAGUUUUCUUGGUUAUUUUUUGCAGGAGCUAUCCCUGUAUUUUUUUCAUUUUUUAUUGUAACUCUCCUAUGCCAUUAUAAUAAUUGGGAUCCUGUGAUGGUGGGAAUCAGAAGAAUAUUUGCUUUUAUAUGCAGAAAACAUCGAAUUCAGAGAGUUCCAGAAGACAGCGAACAGUGUGAGAGUCUCAUUUCUAUGCACAGUGUUUCUCAGGAGGAUGGAGCUAGUUAGCUGUCUGUUGUCUGUAGCCCAGCUUGAUAAUGGAACUAUACAGCGAAGAGACAAUCUCUGGCAAGUUUUUGUAGAAAAAAUGUUUCAGUGCCUAGUCUGAAAAAUAACAGUUUGAGUUCUUUGAAACUCUAAAAUAUAUUUUUCUCAUACCUGUUUUCUUCAUUUUCAUAAUGAAGCACUUUGCUAUGUAGCUGUGUACAUAUCACUACAGUUAUAGGAAGUUUCAGUCUACAGUCCAUCCAAAGGACCAACCUGCCUUACACAUCUCAAGGAAUUCAGCUGUUGAAAUCAUUUGAACUAAUCAAGGAAUAAAUCCUAAUGUUCUGGGACUUUAUUUUCACAUGUUAAAUGCUGGAAUAUAUUAUGAAAAUGUUUUCAAGAAAUCACUUAAGUGUUCAUAGACCAGUAUUUCUGACAGGUAAAAUGCUAAAAUAAGCUACCUGUAAUAAGUGUGGAUUAUAUUUUUGGGUUUUGUAGAAUAUUGCAAAUUAACCACACAAAAAAUGUUUAAUUUAUGCAACAAGCAUGUUUGUGCAAAUUUCAUGGGACUUUAAAAAGAAUAAGUAUUUGAGAAAAUAUCUGGUUCACUUACACUACAUUUACUGUAUUAUUCUUUUAUAGCAUUAGGUGCCUUGUAUUUUAAAUCUGUGACAAACCAUGGCAAAUUUUUAAAGGGGAAGUAUUAUUAUAAAAUGAAGAAAUAUGUAUUUCUAAAGGCUAUAUUGCUGUAAACUUAAUUGAUAAAGCUCUGUUUAAUUUAGAGUUUUGAAGAAAUAGUCUCCCUUCAAUUAAGAAAUUUUCAUAAUGGAAUGAUUUAAAUUGAAGUGACAAAGAGUAUUAUUAAAAUACAAUGUUUAUACGUCUAUUUGUGUAUUGUAGAUGUAUCAAGUGAUUUCUAAUUUUUUUCACAUAUGAAUGUGCCAGAUUACUCUAGAACUAGAUGUCUCUUCUUUAAAUAAUUUUAGUUUUCCUGAAUAAAUUUGUAAUGGUUAAAGUACCAAGUAAGUAAGGCGAGAAGGGAUUCUGUUUUUAAAAUCACAUCAGAACUUUUCCUCUACUAAGAUUAUAAAUUAAAUGUAAAAUACUCCUAAUUGCAAUUCUUAAACUUAGGCCUUACAUGUACUUAUUAUGCAACUGCUCCUGGACUCUAUUCACCAUAGAUAUCAGUAAACGUAUGUCCCAGGAUUCACAGGCUUUUGAUUAAUCAAUAUUCUUUUCAAGUUUGCUGUGAAGAGUUUAGUUCUCUUCAAAAUUUCUUAACUAAUCUGAUUUUUAAGAAUUCUCUUUGCAGUGUUUAGCUUCCUAUUCACAUUCUUAAAAUUGCUUUGGUGUUACCAUGAGUCUAAAAUGAAGUUUAGCCUUCCUUUUGUUUCAUUCUGAGAACUUCUAUAUUAUAUUACCUUUAAAAAUUGUUUAUGAUAUUAAAUUUAAAAUACAAACAGCUCUCUUUUUUUUUUUUUUUUUUUUUAAUCAUCCAGCCCAAAGUGGCAAAAACAGCUCUUUUCUCAUUUGGCACCACCAAUAACGCAAGUUAAAAAUAAUGUUGAGUUUAUUAUACUUUUGACCUGUUUAGCUCAACAGGGUGAAGGCAUGUAAAGAAUGUGGACUUCUGAGGAAUUUUCUUUUAAAAAGAACAUAAUGAAGUAACAUUUUAAUUACUCAAGGACUACUUUUGGUUGAAGUUUAUAAUCUAGAUACCUCUACUUUUUGUUUUUGCUGUUCGACAGUUCACAAAGACCUUCAGCAAUUUACAGGGUAAAAUCGUUGAAGUAGUGGAGGUGAAACUGAAAUUUAAAAUUAUUCUGUAAAUACUAUAGGGAAAGAGGCUGAGCUUAGAAUCUUUUGGUUGUUCAUGUGUUCUGUGCUCUUAUCAUCACACAGGUCAUGUGUUGUUACUCAGGAUUCUGGAAGUACUAAGCCGUAGUUAACAGGCUGGAUAGAUCUUCAGCCAAUCUUCUUUCAUUAUACUGCUGCUUUUCUGUUUCUUAAAAAACAAAAAUCAAUGAACAACUUCUUCAGAAGGAAGCACCACUGUUCAAUUGGUUAACUGAAAGUAUGAAUCACUGCCGCUUUGCUUGCCCACCUGUUUGCUUUUUCUCACAGGUUUUAUUUAUCUGAAUGAUUGUUGCAUUUGAAUACUGUAGCCAUGGUGAGUGAGCAGUUGAAGACUUCCUUUCUGCACCUUCAUAGUUAAGGGUUCAUCUUCUCAAGAAAUAAAGUUGUGCUGGGUUGUUUCAAUUCUGUAGAUCACCUAGAAACUAGGUAACAAGGCCCUUGGAUCACAAUGAGCACAUUGCAGGUCUUUGGAAAUGCUGGGAAGGGGUUACAUUCAAGUAACUGCUGACGUCCUUCCUCUCUGUCAGACCCAUGUUGGCCUGUAAUUAUAUUUUUCUGAAUCUAAAAACAAAUAGAAAUUUCUGAUAUCUUUUCAGUCUCCUUCUUUUCUUUCCAUUCAUCACUUAAAUCUCAUUAUUGUAUAACGUUUCAAAUUAUGACCUGGAUUGAAGGAAGUCUGUUUUGUCAGGGACUUUGUUAGGUGAACAUCAGAAUCUCAACUACAACAAAGCUGAAAAAUGAGGCAGCCUUAACAGUAAAUGCUUUUGGGCCGGGCGUGGUGGCUCACGCCUGUAGUCCCAGCACUUUGGGAGGCCGAGGCGGGCGGAUCACGAGGUCAGGAGAUCGAGACCAUCCUGGUUAACACAGUGAAACCCCGUCUCUACUAAAAAUACAAAGAAUUAGCCGGGCGUGGUGGCGGCGCCUGUAGUCCCAGCUGCUCGGGAGGCUGAGGCAGCAGAAUGGCGUGAACCCGGGAGGCGGAGCCUGCAGUGAGCCGAGAUCGUGCCCCUGCACUCCAGCCUGGGCGACAGCGAGACUCCGUCUCAAAAAAAAAAAAAGUGAAUACUUUUGAAAUGAAUGCUUUUUGAAGCUUAGAAGAACCAUUAGGUUUAUGUAAUGCACCCAUACUUAUUCCUUUAAAUAAAUUUUAAUUUAAAAACAUUGAGAUAUUGGCUUCUGUCAACCUGAUUUAAUUAAUUCUUUACAUUAAGCUGAUUUUCCCCCUGGCAGCUGACAAAUAAGUUCAUUGUUCUUGUAGAAGUGAGCUCACAAGGUUAAAUGUGAAUGUUCUCAAAGGUACACAGCCUUGUUUCAGAAGAAUUUUAAUGCCCGCUGUAAAAUCAAUCAUGCAGAGCCAAUUUGAGGUAUGACUCCAGGGUAUGCAAGGUAUGACUUCUCUGGAAGCCAAGUCUUUUCACAGGGCACUGUGGUAAUACCCAUAGCACUAAUCCUCAGUGUGCUGGUUGAAGAAAUAAAAUGUUUUUAAAGAAGGAUAAAGGAGGAAUUAAUUAGAAAAUUUUUUUCCACAUAUUAGCAAAUAAAUGAAAUGUCAUUUUCAUAUUAAGUAAGUAUAGUUAUGAUCUUCGUUUCUACCUACUCUCCUUUUGAAAUAUUCUUUAUUACUAAAUAAUAUUUUAGGAGGAGUUAACAGAAAUAAUUACCUGUAACAUCUGCAGAUAAACUUACAUAGCUAACAUUGUGUGCUGACUUUUUUAAAUGGUGAAGUGGCAUUAAUGAGAUGUUCAGUUUACAGAAUUUGAAGUUUGAGUUCUAUUUUAAUAGUCUGCCGUGUCCCCCAAAUCCCAUUUAGAUAAAUUGAGGUUGAUUUUUCACAUAGACUUGCAAUUUUUAGACACCACAUUUUUUUUAUAGUAACAGCCUCAUUUGCCUGUACAAUAACUAAUAAUACAGUAUUUCAUAGGUACAUUGUAUGUGCACAGGAAAUUUUUCUUUAAAUCUUAAGAGCCUUUAAUAAACGGGAUAUUUUAAUAUUUUAAUGUUACUACAUUUAAAAAAUAGUGUUUUCCUACAAAAUUUUCUGUAUUCAGUAUACGUUAACUAUGAAAAUGUCAAACAAUGAAAUCAUUGAAAUAUAUUUAAGGAAAAAUUACCAACCAAAAGUAAUGAGUACCCUCUAUGUGCAUAUUUACUGGAAUGUUCAUGUGAAAUGGUAACAUUUCCAAUAACAGCAUUUUGAAUCUGGGGUGACACAAACAUGAUUUUUAUUUUUGAGCUAGGGAUUUUGAUGGAGAAGCACCUAGAUGAAGACACCAUUUCAUUCAUGAUAUUUUAAAAUUAGAAAAGUAAAGCUUCUAAAUUGAAACUCUUAACAGGUCACUUCAUGAAAUUUUUAGUUUUAAAUUUAAUUUUACAUGAGAUGUCUUUCUGAAGAGCUACUUUUAUUAACUUUCACUUAGAUCGUUGUAUGCUAGGCAUUCAGUAUUUCUCUACUUGAUUUUCCUAUGCCUAGUUGUGAUUACAGCAAGUAUUUAAUAAUAAAGUCAGUCAUGUGAGAGUAUCCAUUAAUUUCAGUGGGUCCUUGGAAGGCAGGCAGAAGAUUUCUGUCCAAGAGUCUUAUUUUUGACAUGAGAUGAAAUUCUUUUUUUUUUUUUGAGAUGGGGUCUCACUCUGUCACCCAGGCUGGAGUGCAGUGGCAGGAUCUUGGCUCACUGCAACCUCCCAAGCUCAAGCCAUCCUCCCACCUCAGUCUCCUGAGUAGUUGGGACUACUGGCAUGUGCCCCCAUUCCUGAUUAGUUUUUUUGUAUUUUUGGUAGAGAUGGGGUCUUGCUAUAUUGCCUAAUUUUUGUGUUUUUAGUAGAGAUGGGGUUUCACCAUGUUGGCCAGGCUGCUCUUGAACUCCUGAGCUCAAGUAAUCUGCCCGCCCUGGCCUCCCAAAGUGCUGGGAUUACAGGCAUGAGCCACCAUGCCUGGCUAAAACCAAUUCUUUAGAUUGUUUUUGCCACCAUUUGCUUACUUGGAAUAGCUUUCACAUUUAUUUUUCUUAUGAAGAAAUCCAGUGUCAGUCAGACCAUGUAACAUCAAAGCAAAAUUUCAUUGAAGCCUAUCCUUGUCUUAAUUAUUCUAAAAUAAAGUACAAUAAAGUGAAUUAUUUUGCCCUUUGUAGUAGCAUAGUGUUAAGUUAUAUAUAUAUUUUAAUAUGCAUACUCCUAAGUAAAGUUUCAGAGACCACAUGCUGGAGAGCAGUGGCUUUCAGACAGCAUCAGCAUCACCUGAAGGCCUUGUUGAAUACACAUUAUUGGAAGAGAGGGGAGAACACAGGCUCAUGCCUGUAAUUCCAGUGCUUUGGGAGACUGAGGCAGGAGGAUCACGUGAGCCCAGGAGUUCAAGAUCAGGCUGGGCAAUACAGCAAGACCCCUGUCUCUACAAAAACAAAAACAAAAAACAAACAGGCAUGGUAGUGCAUACCUGUAGUCUGAGCUGCUUGGGAGUCUGAGGCAGGAGGAUCACUUGAACCCAGGAGUUCGAGGCUGCAGUGAGUUAUUAUUGGGCCACUGCAGUCCAGCCUGGGCAGCAAAGUGAGACCCUGUCUGUUAAAAAAACAAAACCAAAAACUUGAUUGCUGGGGGCCACCCUAGAGUUUCUGAUUCAGUAGGUCUGGCGGUGGGGAUGGUGGGCCUGGUAAUUUGCCUUUCUAACAAGCGUCCAGGUAAUGCCCCAGCUGCUGGUCCCAGGACCACACUUUGCAGAUUAUUACUCUGAGAAGAGCACUAACUCUGACGUUGGAUUCCUUCUGUUCCUCAUUAGUGAAUUUAUUUGGGGGAGAUUAUUCAAUCUGGUAGAUCCGCAUUUACUUAGCUGUGAAGUGGAGGUUAAUGCAACCUGCCUGAGACUGUGAGAAUGAGAAACUCUAAUUGAAAUACCAGGCCCAGCGUGCCUGGAUGCUUGAAAAAUGCUGACUCCCAUGGUCCGUCCUUCCCUCACUCUUCUCAGCUAUAAAGUGAGAAGCGAAAUUCAGUAUCUUUUAAGAUUCCUCUCAGGUGUAAAAUGCUGUGAUUCUAAAAGUUUAAUUUUGUAGUUCCAGAGACAAUGCCAAACACCUGUGUGUGCUUAGUGCUUUGUAAAGAGUGGUAAUAACAGUGACACCACAUAGGCCGUAGUUUUGUAGUUCCAGAGACAAUGCCAAACACCUGUGUGUACUUAGUGCUUUGUAAAGAGUGAAUAACAGUGACACCACAUAGGCCAUAGUUUUGUAGUUCCAGAGACAAUGCCAAACACCUAUGUGUACUUAGUGCUUUGUAAAGAGUGGUAAUAACAGUGACACCACAUAGGCCGUAAUUUUGUUUUUGCUUUUGUUAGGGUGUUCAGCAUCUUGACUCCUUAAAUAAGGUUUUCAGUCAGAUUUAUAAAGCAGCAUUGAAGAAGUUGUAUUAUAUUUGAGUACAGUUGGAAUCCAUGGCAGUUUUAUGGAGGCCAAAUAUAUCAGAUGAAUAGGCUAAUUUCCCUGAGUUGCUGGCCUUAUUAGUCCCUACUCUGUUGCCCCCUGGUUACCUAAUGCAUGUUCAAAAGGUAUAGUUUUCAUCACCUGCUUGAUCUUGAUUUUCAGACAGCAUCAAAUCAGUUGCAAAACAAAUCCAAGCUAAAAUUUUGAGUGUAUGAUUAAUUUACUAUAGCAUGUAAUUAUGCAGUAUUUUAUUUUUUAUUUUUUAUUUUUUUUGAGACAGAGUCUCACUCCAUUGCCCAGGCUGAAGUGCAGUGGCACGAUCUCGGCUCACUCUAACCUCUGCCUCCUGGGUUCAAGUGAUUCUCCUGCCUCAGCCUCCCGAAUAGCUGGGAUUACAGACAUGCACCACCACGCCCAGCUAAUUUUUUGUAUUUAUAGUAGAGAGGAGGUUUUACCAUGUUGGCCAGGUUGGUCUUGAACUCUUGACCUCAAGUGAUCUACACGCCUCGGCCUCCCAAAGUGCUGGGAUUACGGGUGUGAGCCACUGCGCCCAGCUAUCCAGUAUUUUAUUUAAAAGUUGUCACUAGGGUGUUCACUAUUGUGAAUUUAUAAUCUUAAAAGUUGGGGAUGCUAAAAGUACCAGACUAAAAUACUACGAGGUUUUCUCAUCUUUUAAUUCCAUUUUGUUAGAAAAAAAUAAUCACAACCGGGGUUCUUUUACCUUUCCCCAGCCAUCUAGACUGCUUUACUGCAAUGUUGGGAAGAUUGCAUACAAUAAAAACUGUAGCUAGUUGAUUGGGAUUUGGGAAAAUUGAAUCAAGCAUUUGCAUUCAUCCAGAAUGGUCUUAAACUGCUGACUGUGGGGUGCCCACAGGAUGAGCACUGGUGGCAUGGGUGGGAGGAAUUUCCUUGGAUACUGCAAUUGCAUUUGAAAGAUCUAUUUUCCAAAACCUGAGCAGAGAGAGGCUAGGAGGAAUGCAGACAGGACAUUGAAAAUGCGAAUUCCCUUUACUAGUAGAACAUGAAAUAUCUGAUAAUGGUUUAAAAAAAAUAAGUGCCAGGAUACAUUGUAGUAUAAAGGUUCAACUAGUAUAAUUUAAAAUGAGUCUUUAUAUUCAGGCCAGGUGCGGUGGCUCACACCUGUAAUCCCAGCACUUUGGGAGUCCGAGGCGGGUGGAUCACCUGAGAUUAGGAGUUCAAAACCAGUGUGACCAACAUGGAGAAACCCCUUCUCUACUAAAAAUACAAAAAAUUAGCCAGGCAUGGUGGUGCACGCCUGUAGUCCCAGCUACUUGUGAGGCUGAGGUAGGAGAAUCGCUUGAACCCAAGAGGCAGAGGUUGCAGUGAGCUGAGAUCACACCACUGCACUCCAGCCUGGGUGACAGAGCGAGACCCUGUUUCAAAAAAAUAAGAAAUAAAAAGUGAGUCUUCAUAUUCAAAUUAGUAUAUGAGGUUAGGCAACAAUUCUUAUAUGGGACCAGGUAUAUUUAAUUUGCCUUUCUUUGCAGUCAUCCUAGUAAAUCCUUGUAAAGGGUUAUUUUAUAUACAAUUUUGUAGUAUAUUCUAAAUCCCCUUUGGCAAAUAAAGCUGAAGUUAUCUAGUGUCAGCAUACUGUGAUUUGUAUAUUUAUAUAAGACAAGAUUGCAUCAUUCUGAUUAAGUUGCAGCAUUUUAGUUUUAUCUGAUAGGCCUGUAUUGAGUAAUCAGUAGCUAUGUGCAAAUAUUAAGUCAACUUAAUUACCAGACCCAGAAGGCCAGAGGUAAUCAAAGAGUACUUUCGGAAGAUGAAAUAUUUAUAAUGAGUUAUGGAAACAAUGUUUUAGAAAUGUUUUUCUUGGUGUAAUUUAAUGCAGAUUUUUACCUCAAUUUUGUUAAAAAACUUGAUAAUUUGAUCCCUCCAUCUAUUUAAUAUUUAAUAUUUUCAGAUUCUAGAGUAUUUAAAAUUUAAACACAAUUAUAAAAUUAAUUAUAAUUCCUACUUAUGUUAGCUAUGAUUUAGGGCCAAAACUACCCUGGUUUUGUCUUGCAACUUGAAACAUUGUGUAUUUUAAACUAUAUAAUUUGGGAACAUUAUUUUAUAGACUGUGGAUAACCAAAUAUAAGAUUUGUGAUUUUUAAUGCUUCAUUUGUGUAAAAUCAUUUGUAUAUUCUAUUUAUAGUAUGCAUUUUCUAGCUCAUUAAAAGUACAGAAAAACCUCAAAUCUGUCCUUAUACAAAUAUUUGAUUUCUAGUUUCCUUUUAUUAAAACAUUUUCACUCAUUCAUUCUUUCA